Molecule: messenger RNA, 934 nt
Organism: Cokeromyces recurvatus
Lineage: Eukaryota; Fungi; Mucoromycota; Mucoromycetes; Mucorales; Mucoraceae
Product: s-formylglutathione hydrolase-like protein
Exons: 4
Coding region: 24-875 (283 amino acids)
Biological process (GO): formaldehyde catabolic process
Cellular component (GO): cytosol
Molecular function (GO): S-formylglutathione hydrolase activity
Source: RefSeq, a predicted model, not a curated record
CAAACACACAUCUAUUUAUAUAAAUGUCAAUUAAAGAGAUUUCAAGAAAUAAAUGCUUUGGCGGCCAUGUUAUUAAAUAUGAACACCAUUCAGAUGAACUUGACUGUGACAUGAAGUUUAAUGUCUUUUUACCCUUAGAAUCUUCUACACAAAAAGUACCUGCCAUUUAUUUUCUAUCUGGUUUGACAUGUACUGAAGAUAACUUUAUUCAAAAAAGUGGUGCCAUGGCUGAGGCAGCAAAGCAUGGUAUUGCUUUAAUCGCUCCUGACACAUCUCCACGUGGUGUAAAAAUUGAAGGCGAUGAUGAUUCUUGGGAUUUUGGUACUGGAGCUGGAUUUUAUAUAGAUGCGACACAACCUAAAUGGUCAAAAAAUUAUCGUAUGUAUUCUUAUAUUACUAAAGAAUUGUAUCAACUUGUCUAUGAGCAAUUACCUAUUGAUGAAAAUCGCAUUUCAAUUAUGGGACACUCAAUGGGAGGUCAUGGCGCAUUGACCAUAUUUAUUAAAAAUCCAAGCAAAUUCAAAUCAGUUUCAGCAUUCGCACCUAUUGCUAACCCUAUGAAUUGCCCUUGGGGCCAAAAAGCAUUUUCCAACUAUCUUGGUUCUGAUAAAGAAUCCUGGAAGCAAUAUGAUACUAUUGAAUUAUUAAAAACGCAUAUGAAUGAGCGUAUGAAUGCACUUGUUGAUGUUGGCACUGCUGAUGGUUUCUUGGAAAAGGAGCUCUUGAUUGAUGAAUUAAAUAAGACAGUAAAGGAAUUAGGACGUGAAAGUGAAUGGAAGAUCCGUUAUCAAGAUGGUUAUGAUCACAGUUAUUUCUUUAUCUCUACUUUUAUUGCUGACCAUAUUCAGCAUCAUGCAACCUAUUUAAAAGCAUAAAAAAAUUAAAUAAUAAAUUAUUUUUAAGCCACUAGUAUUUUUUUUUUUUUUUUUUUCUC